This is a messenger RNA of Pseudopipra pipra, 3939 nucleotides long. RefSeq names its product autophagy related 14 (gene ATG14). Lineage: Eukaryota; Metazoa; Chordata; Aves; Passeriformes; Pipridae. The transcript is spliced from 10 exons. Gene Ontology annotation, cellular component: phosphatidylinositol 3-kinase complex, class III; extrinsic component of omegasome membrane; extrinsic component of phagophore assembly site membrane. The coding region runs from base 21 to 1496 and encodes 491 amino acids. The record is from RefSeq and is a predicted model, not a curated record. Gene Ontology annotation, biological process: cellular response to starvation; autophagosome assembly; mitophagy.
CACGUGACGCGCGGCCCAUCAUGGCGGCUCCCAGCGGCCGCCGGCCGCAGCCCGCGGGGCCGGGCGGGGGGAGCGGCCCCGGGGCCGGGGCCCUGCGAGGCGCCGACGAGGACGCCGAGGGGCUCUACGUGGCGGUGGAGCGGUGCCCGCUCUGCAACACCACGCGCCGCCGCCUCACCUGCGCCAAGUGCGUCCAGAGCGGCGACUUCGUCUUCUUCGACGGGCGCGACUCCGAGAGGUUUUCAGACAAGAAAGAAAGGCUGAUGCAUCUUAAAACCAAACAGAGAGAAUUCCAAAAACAUGUUUUGAAGGCCAUGGAAGGGAAAGAGAUAACUGAUCAGCUGAGAUGGAAAAUAAUGUCUUGCAAGAUGAGGAUUGAGCAGCUGAAACAGACCAUUUGCAAAGAAAAUGAUGAGAUGACAAGACACACAGAGGGGCUGCUGAGGAUCAAGGAGGAGAACCAGAAGCAUUAUCGCCGGGCUCAGCGGCACCAGGAGAAGAAGGAGAAGAUCCAGAGGCACAACCGCAGGCUGGGGGACCUGGUGGAGAAGAAAACCUACGACCUGAAAACCCAGUAUGAGCACCUGGCAGACCUGCGCAGGACACACAUCCUGGAGCUCACCUCGGUCAUCUUCCCCAUUGAAGAAGUGAAGACAAGCAUGAGAGACCCCGCGGACGUGUCGACCGAGAGCGACAAUGCCAUGACCUCAAGCACUGUGAGCAAGCUCGCGGAAGCCCGCAGGACCACGUACCUCUCCGGGAGGUGGGUGUGCGACGACCACAACGGGGACACCAGCAUCAGCAUCACGGGGCCCUGGAUCACCCUCCCCAACAACGGGGACUACUCGGCCUACUACAACUGGGUGGAAGAGAAGAAGACCACACAAGGACCCGAUAUGGAGCAUAAUAACCCUGCUCAUACCAUCAGUGCUGCAUUGUGCUAUGCAACUCAGCUCGUUAACACUUUGUCUCUCAUACUUGAUGUAAACCUUCCCAAGAAGCUCUGCAACAGCGAAUUCUGUGGAGAGAAUCUCAGCAGACACAGGUUCACACGGGCAGUGAAGAAGCUGAAUGCUAAUAUCCUUCACCUUUGCUUCUCUCAGCAUGUAAAUUUAGAUCUGCUGCACCCACUGCACACCCUCAGGAACCUUAUGUACCUGGUCAGCCCAGACACUGAGAACUUGGGCAGGUCUGGGCCUUUCGAAAUCAGCGCUGAUCUCGAGGACUCCAUGGAGUUUGUGGAUCCCAGCGCUGCCGGCGAGACGGACGAGAGCGGCGACGAGCACGUGAGCGACGAGGAGACAGACCUGGGCACAGACUGGGAGAACCUGCCGAGCCCCAGGUUCUGUGACAUCCCCUCGCAGCAGGUGGAGAUGCUGCAGAGCCAGAGCACCCAGGUGUCCCAGCCCAUCGCCAGCAGCAGCGCCGGAGGGAUGAUCUCGUCGGCCGCCGCCUCGGUGACCUCGUGGUUCAAGGCCUACACCGGGCACCGCUAACCAGGGACAAAGGGGCACAGGAGCUGUGGAAGGAACCCCUCCCCGACAGUGCUGUAGGAAACCUUACAUAUUCAGUUAAGUAGUGCCUGGAACAAAGAAAAGGUCAAGGACUUUCGUUUUGUAAACCGAAAAAAAAAAAAAACCCACACCUUUUUAUUUACCCAAGGUGACUGUGACGGACCCGUUUUGUAAAUUAGCUCCUGACGGAUUCUCUGAGGGCACUUGGUGUCUUGGUUCUGUCUGCAUUGAAUUUCGAAGGACCCAGCAACCUCCAGUUCUACUUUCUGAAGAAGACACAGAUUUUGGAGCAUUUGGAUCGGGAUGGGCACAGAGGAGGCUGCUCAGGGCGCGGUCUGGACAGUGGUACAAAUGCAGUUCCCACUUUCUUAACUCCUUACAGGGUUUUCCUUUGUGUGUGUGUUUUAAAUCUGUCUUGCAUAAUGCAGAAAUGCGUAUUUCUAAAUUUUUUUCAUUCAGGACAUGAAAAUUAUGCAUUUUUAACAUGUUUUCUAAUCUCUGUUGCCAUAUUUUUAAUACAAAGAAUCAGCAUGGGCAGGGAAUUCACACAGCAAGUUGCUCUUGUUUUAGAUUUCGGUUGUGAAUCUUUUACCCAGUUUUGCCAUAGAAAAACUGGCUUGUUUCAUGCUGUUUCCACUGGUAGGUGUUCUAGAAGUUUCGUGUUGUGCUGUCCAAGGCACACAGGCUCUUUACUCUUAAUAUCAUACACCAAAGAAACACUGGACGUUCUCUUGGCUAGACCCACAUUCGAUGCUGAUCCAGGAUUGUGUUGUUGCAAUAAUAUUUAUCCCUUCUGACACCGUCUUGCCACUUCUCAGCAUUAGAAAAACCUCAUUUCAAGCCAGUUUGGUGAAGUCACACGCUCUCCACACUACAUGUGUUUUUAACCCUGUUCUACUUUAUGUUUUUGGGGGGGGGGGGGGGGGGGGGGGUUGUUUACUGAAUGCCAGGAAGUUUGAUUUCAUUUCCCUGGUGCAGCUGGCUGGUGAAACCACGGGAGGUGGGAUGUGCCGACAGGUGAGUUGGUGGACAAGUGCUCCUCCCCUUCCUCUGCCUUGUGGGAUGGAGCACUCAUGGAUAGGGCUGCUCAACAGGACUGCCAAUGUGCAGUUUACAUUUAGGAUUGGGACAUUUUCUCCACAGGGUCAACCAAGGUAAGGGCAUCCUCCCCUCCCUGCUCGAGGGAGGGUUUCUGCCACUCUGCCCCGUACCCCACAUGGGGGGUUCCAGCUGAGUCUCCCCCCCUCCCCAUCCCUUGUAUGGCAGCUCUUUCUCUUUGGCCUUGGGGCUGGACAUCUGUUGUCAGUAGUUAAUUUUUUUUCCUUUUUUUUUUUUUUUUUUUUGAACCAAAGACCCUUAACUCCACACUAGCAACACAGACAUGUUGUUAGAGGACAACACCCUCGCUCCUGCCGCUCUUUUGGUCUAAUAGCUGGGUUUGUUUGAAGAGAACAGCCCAGGCUCCCUUGACUACUGGAGCCUGAUCAGGGCCCAGGGGGUUUGGGCACUGUUGGCUCAUGGCACUUUAUGACUUGGAUCCUUUGCAGCUCUGAGCAACCAGCACACAACAGUAUGGGAUACUGGGCUCAUACUGUGCAGCCCCUUCUGGCUCAUUUAUUUUGCACUGGACCCUGCCAUCUAAAUACCUUUUUGGUUGUGUUUCUUUUUGUUUUUCAUAGGCAUUUCAGUCCCUCUUUCAUUGCUGCCUUUGUGCUACUUCGAGCCCUGAAAGGUCAGGCCAUGACUCAGCUUCGUACACUGAAUGAACUUAGGGAAAGAAAAUCCAACACAAUAACUUUUCUAAGCCAUAUACUUCCUAUCCAUGUUUUCCAGAAUAAUUUAUUCACAGCCAUGUCACGUUCUGAGAGUGCACAAGGGCACGGUGAGGGUGUUCAAACGUGGUGGGGUGGGGCUUUCCACGGAAGGCUUUUCUGUAACAGAACACAAAAGUUGUGGCGGUUUUUUUAAAAGUGUUUUGCACAUGUGUAGCUGAGGGAGAACUGUGUGUGUCCAAACCUUGAGUGCAAUCACCGUUUUCCAGGUUGUCUGGGGAGGGAGGGAGGGCAGGAAUAUCUGUAGUUAUAGAUAUUUGAAGGCAGCCAGCUGAGAGUUUACAAAACACUUCGCGUAGCAUGAACGAACACGAGAAUUUCAGCUCAGGCCGUGACUUUUGGCCGUGACCAGUGACCUGGGGUGGCCAGUUUGAGCUGCCAAGGAAGGGCCUGAUUUUGGGUGCCCAGCCCCAAUCAGGUGCCUUUGAAGGGUCUCAGAUGGGACACCCAGGGGUGGCUUUUCACCUGCGAAAACUCACGGCCUCUCUCCGCAACUUCCGAUGUAACUGAACACAAAGGGUUUGGUUGUUGGUUUGUUUUUGUUUUUUUUUUCUAAAUUUUAUUGUAUUAUUGCAAUAAAUCUUUAACAGUAA